Messenger RNA from Penaeus vannamei (Pacific white shrimp), 7223 nucleotides. The record is from RefSeq and is a predicted model, not a curated record. Lineage: Eukaryota; Metazoa; Arthropoda; Malacostraca; Decapoda; Penaeidae.
CCCAACUCUCACCUCGCACCUCUCACCAGUCUGGAACAUGAGUGGGAUGGUGUUGUGAGGUGAUGGUGCAGUGAGUGUUCUCCGCAAGGUUUCUUCCUCCCUCCCUCCCCCCGGCCUGGCGAUACGUUUUAUCCUGUGAAAGAAGCGAUGAUGUUUAUGCUGGAGGGCCACGCUAAUAGCAAGUUAAUAAAUGGUAUAAACAUGAGAAUCGUGCAGCUUCGCCGAGGUCGCUUUCUGAAGGUGGUGCUAGGCAUCACUGGGCUAGUAGGACUUCUGUUACUGCUGGCCUCUCAGUCUCCACAUGGAGCCUCUAUCAGAUCUGCAGGUGCUCUUAUGAGCAAAGCUAAACAGGAGGUUGCUUUUUUACCGGAUAAAAUGGGGAACUUCGAGCCACCCAAGCCUCCAACGCGAGUAGGUCCUGGGGAGGGAGGCAAGGCCCACCACUUAUCCCCCAACAAGCAGAAUGAAGGGUCCCAGUCUAUGAGCGAAUAUGGCAUCAACAUGGUUGUAUCUGAUGAGAUCGCUAUGGAUCGGGUGAUUCCAGACACCAGGCAUUCCGAGUGCCAACACUGGGAAUAUCCUGAGGACUUGCCAACAACAUCUGUGGUUAUUGUUUUCCACAACGAAGGCUUCUCAACUCUUAUGCGCACAGUGCACUCUGUCAUUGAUAGAUCUCCUCCACAGUUUUUGAAGGAAGUGUUGCUUGUGGAUGACUUCAGUGACAAAGCAAAUUUGAAAGAGCAACUAGAAGACUACAUUACAAGAUGGAAUGGCAAAGUUCGGUUAAUACGCAACAAAGAACGUCAAGGCUUGAUCCGCACGCGCACAACUGGAGCUGAAGAAUCCAGGGGUGAAGUGGUCUUGUUCUUGGAUGCUCACUGUGAAGUAAACAAGAAUUGGCUUCCUCCCCUUCUUGCCCCAAUUUACAGAGACAAGCACACAAUGACAGUACCAGUGAUAGAUGGCAUAGACCACAGCACAUUGAACCGGCCAGUUUAUGGUCCUGGACCAAUUUCCGUGGUAUAUUGAAUGGGCAUGCUGUACAAAGAGACGGAAUUACCAGCAGAAAUUGAGCGCACACGCAAACAGAAAAGUGCUCCUUACAAAGCACCUACACAUGCUGGAGGUCUCUUUGCUAUUAACAGAGAGUACUUUUUGAGUUUGGGAGCUUACGACCCAGGUUGGUUUGUUUGGUGUGAAAACUUUGAACUGUCAUUCAAGGUUUGGCAGUGUGGAGGUAGUAUUGAGUGGGUUCCUUGCUCCCGCGUUGGCCAUGUGUACAGAGGAUUUAUGCCUUACAACUUUGGAAAAUUAGCCGAAAAGAAAAAGGGCCCUCUCAUUACUAUCAAUUACAAGAGAGUGAUUGAGACAUGGUUUGAUGAUAAAUACAAGGAGUACUUCUACACACGAGAACCUCUUGCAAGAUAUUUAGAUAUGGGUGACAUUAGUCAGCAACUGGAGUUGAAGAAACGUUUAGGAUGUAAGAGCUUCCAAUGGUUUAUGGAUAAUGUGGCAUAUGAUAUGCUAAGGAAGUAUCCAGAACUACCUCCAAAUCUUCAUUGGGGUGAGCUACGUAAUGCUGCUACUUCCCAGUGCCUUGAUACUAUGGGUCACCCAGCUCCAAGUUUGAUGGGUAUAGCACAUUGUCAUGGGUUUGGUAACAAUCAGUUGAUACGCCUAAAUGCUGAAGGACAGCUAGGUGUAGGGGAGAGAUGUAUCGAUGCAGAUGGCCAGGGGAUCAAGUUAAUCUUCUGCCAUUUAGGAACUGUGAAUGGUCCAUGGGAAUAUGAUGAGACAAGUCAUUUGCUGUUCCACAAGAAGUUGGGGAAGUGUGCUUCUCUCCAUCCACAGAAUAAUCAGCUGUUACUGCUUCCCUGUGACCCAGUCAACAACUACCAGAAGUGGAAUUUUAAGCAAAUUACCCCAAAAUGGUGAAAGGGUGAUAAAAAGGUUGUGCUUGUUUGUGAGUGAUUUUUUCCUGAGGUCUGAAUUAUGUUUAAAUGUGUUGAAUAGAUAAAUAAGUAAACAAGAUUAUAUGUAUGUACAUACAUAUAGUUUUAUGCAAAAGAAAGAAAUCACUAUUACCUCAAAAUUUUAAGAAUUAGGGAAAGUUGUCAGUCAUUAAGUGUAGAAGAUAUGAUAAUCAGAAGUCCAUUAUGACUGCCAGUUGUGAUUUGAAUUAAAUGAUAUUAUAUUCUAGUUAAUCAAAUGUAAGAAAAAUCUCUUGCGUAUUGAAAGGAGAAUGAACCAUUCAUUGAACAUUGUAAUAUAUCAAUCCAAAGCUGCGGGAACAUGUGAUAUCCAUUGUAGUGUUGCUUUGUAAAAUGUGUUUACACAGAGAUAGCUCUGCAAGUGUUCAGCUACCAAGGAUUUAAUUAGUGGAAAUACUUGCCUUAUUUCCCCUUUCCUUGAGGUUUUGGGAUUUAUUUUUUUAAUGCUGUUAUUGAUAUUAUAACUGUUAUGAUAUUUUUAACAAUGCUAAUGGCAAUGGAAGAUGAAGAAUAGUUCCAAAAAUCAAGAAAAACAGAUAGGUAGGACUAGUGAUUGACUACUUUAAGGAACUAUCUUUGUGUAAACACAAUUAGUAAACUAAACUUACAGCGGGGUUGGCAUGUACAUGUAUGUACAUGUCAGCCCCAGCAGCAUUGGGUUAAAGUAACAUAUGCCCUAGUAUUUGUAUUCUAUUACAGUUUAUAGUUGAUCUAUAGAUAUUUAAUUUUAUACCAUGAGAUUUAAGAAGUCAGGUUGUUUACUAUGUUUAGUUUAUAAUAUCCAGAAAUAAACAUAAUUUACCAUGAUGAUCUAUGGUUAAUUACAGAAAAGUUAGCUAUUAUUUUAGAUAAAGCUUUAUCAACAUAUGAAAAUAUGAAAACAUUUACUUAAAAGCCGUUUUUGAUAACAGAGAAAAGGAAACAUGGAGAAUUGCAGCUCAGUCCUAACAAAAGAGACCAGCUGCUGAACAGAAAGGAAACUGUUCCAUAUUUAGUAAAUUAUUGGACUAUAUAUUGUAUUUAUUUUAUGGGUUUUAGCAAAUGCUAAUGAAUAGUUAUCUGUUAUCUGUUUUGUUUUUAUAGUCAAUAGAAAUAGGUGUUGUUUCCAAGUGAAUUGUUUUCCUUUUCUUUAUUUUUAUAGAUUAAGUAAAAAUAUUUGAUCUAGUACACUUCUUUUUGCAUAAUUUAUAACCUAAUCUUGAUUAUUUAAAGUGAGGAAAAAUAUCUCCCUCACCCUCGGGUCUUCUAAAUUUAUUUUAGUAACGUGCAUUAAUUAGUGGUAAGAGGAUUCCAAUUUAAAUAGAUUAUAGGUGAAUGCAUAUAUCCUUUGAUCCAUAUGGCUGAAGUAGACAUAUUUAAUCCCUUGGAUCCAGGUGACAUGACCUUAACAUCAUAAAGAAAUUUGGCUGACAACCAGAUCAUGGGAAUAUGCUGCCGUGAGUGCACAAACCUCAUGGAGGUUGAUUAGACUUGGUGGGCAUUUAGGAAGGGGCUCUAGCUUUAUUUCCAUCUGUAAACAAGUUUGUAAUCUACCAUUUGUGAGCCAUGACUGGAAUAGUGCUGGCUAAAGGGGGGACACUAUUUCUAUGUUCAGGAUCCUAUUCCUGACAUAACAAAAUGUUACUUCUUGAUUUUCUUUCUUAUUGCAUGGAGUUGUAGACUACCUAGAGAUGAAAUGGAGUCUGUGCAAGGACAUCAGUCUAUUACUGUCUUGAUGCAAAUUAUCAAGUGACAAAUAUAGAUCUUGGGAAAAUGGCAAAAAAACAACUUGCAGAAGAGAUAGUAACAUUGCAAAGGAGAGGCAAGGAGUCUUGACAGCACAGGUAUUUUUGUGUUGACUGGGCCUCCAAGCCACACACCUGGUAGAGUUGCCAUUCAAGUGAAGCACCUGGAUCCAGUGGGUUAAGCAUGCUGUAGUUUUAGUACUACCAUGUGCUCUUUCACCAACCUUUUUAUGCUUUGCCAGAUGAUAUUAUUUGUGAUAAGUAUUUACAUGCAGAAAAGUAGUAAUUCAAAUCGCCUUCAAUCUUCAGUCUUGAUAUAGAAAACUGAAUGGUGCAAAUAGUAAAGAUGCAAGCAGUCCAUUAUUUUUUUGCUCAUUAAUUAUGCUGAGGUUUGUUGUUGUUGCUUUCUUGCUUGUACUCUAUCCUCACUUUAUUUCUACCUUUUUAUCUUUCAUUUUCUUUAUCAUCAGUUUUUCUCAUCUUAUUGUCAUUAUGUAUGGUAAAAGUGGCACUGGGUUUUUCAGUUUGUAUAUGUGGUAGAUAGUUCUUGGAUGUGUUUUUACUUAAAGCUGUAUUGAAAAAUUUUGUGUAAUUUUUUGCUUUUUGCUCAUAACUUUAAUGAUAAUGAAAUGGCAUCACAAAUUAUUGAGAAUACUCUGUGAUUCUUGAAAUAUGGACUCUUGUUAAACAUAUGUUUUUAUGAUCUUAAUUUGAUUAUGAAUCUGCUGUUAAUCUCAAUGUAUGUGUAUGUAAGUAUGAGAGCUAAGGCUUUACAGGCUUACAUAGCUUUACCAUGAUUUUUGGAAAUGGUGUUGAUUUGAUUUGGCCAUUGUAUAAGUGAAAAAUGAAUGUUUUUUUUAUUUUAUUUAAGCCUGCCUGCCUUUGUUUAGCUCCAAAUUUUGGAAUAAGAUUUACCUUAAACAGUACAAUCAGGUUAGCAUUGGAAAUUAAUCAAGAAAUUGGUUAAAAUAAAUAACUGAUUAUUUUUUCACUGUACCUAAUCAUUCACUAUUUACUAAUCCCAUAACACCCUAUAUAGGUGGAUUGAAGAUUGAAAAGAAGAGUGAUAUAAUUGCAUCUUAACUGCUUUAACCCCUUACUGAUGGGAAAGGCUAUAGACCUUCUUGAGAUAUUUCAGCUAUGUGCCAGGUACCGUCUAACCAUCAUAACUUGCUCCUGCACUAGUGUGCUGUAACUCCCAGGUGGGCUACCUGGACUGGCUGCAUACUGAAAGUAAGAUGCAUAAUUCUUCAUAAGGCUUGGGUAUCACAAGACUUGAUUUAUCAGUUUAACAUAAACAGAAUAUGGUAAUUGUUUUUAGUUCAUUGUAAAAUAAUUAAAAAUGAGGUGGUUGAGGCAGAAAUAUGAAAAUUAUAUGAUAUUCAUUUGUAUAUAUAGAUUUUUUAAGUUGUAGGGCCUCUGGUAUUUCUUGCAACUCAAGGGUUUUGAGCUAAGAUGGUGCUGGAAGAGACAAUGUACUUUUAUUUAUUUAUUUAUUAUUAUUUUUACCAUUGUUGCUAGUUAUAAUUUUAUUCUGCACACAGAUGAAGUAGUUUGUUUUUUAAGGUGAUUUUUUGUGAGAUUUGUCUUAUGCAUGUGUAGAAUAGUUAAAUUACAAACUUUCUGCAUAUUGUUGACCAAUAUGAAUAGUCCUUACCUUAUUCUGUCCUUGAAUCCUGGGAUCUCAUUUAGAUGGUUUUACAUUUGCAAUAUAUUUUGAUUUAUGUAUUUUGUAUGUGUAUAUGGGAUGAAGUAUCUGAAAUUAGAAUGUGCAUAAAACCUGAGACCAUAUGACUUAACACAAACAGAAAUGCUCAUGAGUAGUUGCGCCACUUACACCCAAAGUAAAUAAACUUUCAAUGAUACCACUGAACGUGAAUAUUAUGAUUAUUUUCCUUUGGCAAUCCAGCUAAGGGAGCAGGAGUAGUGUAUUGUAAAGUUUAUUGAAUUUUCUUACUAAAUGAUGUACUAGGAAGAUUCCAAAUUAUAUUGGAUUAUUGUAACAGAAUUCUGCUAAUGUUGCUUAACAAAACAAAGCAAACAAUUGUAAUGUUUUUGUUUUUUCAAAGAAGUUACUAUUGAGAGUUUUGAAGUAAUUAUUUUUUUGGAACUUGAUGAUAGCAAAUCUUUAAUGCAUUUAAGCUUAAAAAUAUAUAUAUAUUGAAUUCAAGUAUUUUUGUAAAGAAUUCCUUUUUGAAAGAUAUAGGGAAGGUAUAGAAUUGCAGAUCAGAUAUAAGAGGUAAACAGCAGUAAUGUUUUAAAUCUUUUAAGUUUGAGAGAUCAUUAUCAUUGUUAGCAGUGUCAGGUUAACUGUAAUUGUAAACAUUUUCAACAUAUUAUUUUCUUUGCACAAAAUUAGGUUGUUACAUAUUAGCUUGGACAUUCUGAGAGGUAUUGUGAGGGUAUACCCAUGCUACAUACUAUACUCUUUGUUUGUCUGUGCUAAAUCAAUUUAUUGAAAUUUGUUUGCCUACCAUAUGAAGUAAUAUACAAACCACUGAUAGUAAUUGAUAACAUAACAGGAACAUGUGAUGUGUUCUCCUUUACUCAAGUUAAAUCAUUAACUAUAUGAAUUUGUUCAAAGAUUUUAGGAAGCAUAUAACCUGGAGGCGUGGAGACAAACAGCAGAACACAAAAUAUGAAUUAUAAAAGUUAGGUACAUCACUCCCUUUCUCAUGUAAAUAUCCUGUGUGUGUUUGAUUUUUGCCACUCCUAACAUUAUUUCUUCAAUGAAGAAAUGCAAUAAAUGGUACAAUAAAUUACCAUUGUGCAAUAUCAGUAUCAGUAAUUAACAAAUUUAUUACUGAGUAUAUCUGAAUUAUCAUGUAUUUUUAGCCAAACACAUGCACCUUAAAAGAUUUACACAGUAGUCAAAAUUGUCUGUCAACAGAUGUUUCAACUUCAAAUGCAUUGGUACUUCAUUUCCUUUUACUUUUUAGUUACAAAUACAAAAUUUUAAGAAAUGUAAAAAUGUUUAUUAAUGUAAGAUGGGAUAAUAUGAAAGCUACAAUGGUAGAUGAUUCCAACUAUCAGCAUGGAGAAAACAGAUCAAGAAUGCCUUUUAUAUAACCAUACAGGUCUGUGGUAAGGACAUGACAAUCAUGUAUUAAUGAAUAGUUUUUCUUGUUAAUGUUUUCAGUAAUCUUAUUCCAUAUGCUUAGUAUAAAAUAACUAAUUGGGCUUGAAAUAUUCAUACUUUGGACUAUUUGAUUAUUUUUGAUUUCCUUUUGGAUACCCAAUACCUUUCGUGCACACACUGACAAAUGCACAUGCACAUGACAUGAUAUUUCUCUUAUUUUUCUGUGAUAAACAUAAAAGGAGCAUUGAGAAAUUUUAUCUAAAUAAUGCACAUUCCUAUGGUUGAGUGUGGCUUAGGCAGUGGCAUCUGUGAAAGUUGUUUAGUUUUAUACUUUCAAGCAUUUAUCAGCAAAGGAUAAAAAUGUUGCUUGCAUUUUCAUUUUCAAAUUGUACUGUGGAUUACAGUGAAGAGAAAUAAAGAUAUUUUUAA